Meloidogyne enterolobii is the source of this 1095-nucleotide messenger RNA. The record is from the annotation of a GenBank genome assembly. NCBI's taxonomy places the organism in Eukaryota, Metazoa, Nematoda, Chromadorea, Rhabditida, Meloidogynidae.
AUGUUUUUCCUUUUUCUGUGUUUUCCGGAAAAUGUUUUUAACAAUAAAUACAUUAAUAAUUUAUUUUCCAGGUUUACAGCAACAGAUAUUAUAUUUUCUUCAAUUCCUCAUUUUACUGCUAUUUUUGGUUUUGAUGUUCAUGAACAAAUUGUGAUUGGCUCAAUUCAAGAUUUGACAACAAAUAUAAAUUUACGAAUUGAUUCUUUAACAGAAAAUGAAGAAGAAGGAAAAGGAACAGAAUUAUUAAUUCUUUGUGCGCUUUUAAGAAAUUUGCGUUUAAAACAUUUGGAAUAUUUGUUGGAAUUAGCACAACAACAAUAUAGACUCAACGAUUUUCACUUCUCUAACCAAUACAAACUUACAAACAUUGAAACACCAACAAGUCAAUUACAACAAAUAAUAGAAAAAUUGUUGAGGAAAUAUAUACAAAUUGCAAAUAAAUGUAUUUUUACUUUUGAAUGGGCAGAAUGUUCAGAAACUCCACAACGUGUGCGUACUUUAAUUAAACAUUUGGUACGUUCUGUGGCAGAAAAGGAUGUUGAUGUGGCUGCUUUAUUGGAGAAUGAUGGCUUUACUGCUUCGAAGGAGAGAACACCAGAAUCGUCGCAUGGUUAUUAUACAAUGAGAAGAGCAGCAAGUGUAGCUAGUAGCGUCUACAAUAAUAACAACAAUAAUGACAACAAUUCUUCUUUGGGUGGAAGUAGUGGAGGAAUAGUUGAACGUCUUUGGGGUGAUGAUGAUAAUGAUGAUACUGAUGGAGAGGAAAAUAAUAAAAAUGGUGAAGGUGCUAUAAAAGAAUUUUUGGCUAAUUUAAAAGUGGAAUUUAGAAGGGAUAUUGUUAUGAAUGCUUUAAUUCGUCUGCUGAGUUUGUAUUUAUGUGAAUUUGUUCGUGCACAACCCAAAUUUUCAAGAAACGGAUUAGAACAAUUACAGGUCGAUUGUGCAUAUAUGCGACAGAAACUUUGGGCACAUGCUGGGGAUGAACAUAUGCUUAAUAUGUCGAUUGAGGAUGUUGUGACGGCUGCUGUGAAUCAAUGUGCUCAACCAAAAUUAUUAGACCCUUCUGUUGUAAGAGCUCUAUGUGAAGAAAAUUGA